ACGUUUUGAAAACUCAAUCUGCGCCACUCAUUUUGAUGCCAAAAUUGCAUCCAUUCUUUUUGGUCCAUCCGCCAAUCUCCCAAAUUCCUUUCCAUUCCCAUUUUCUCCUUCGCCGUCUCGCUCCGCCUCGAUCACGCAGGCAGACCUCAUGGCCGCUGCAAUCCUCGAGUCGCUGAUCGUCCCGUCCCAUCCCACCGCCGCGCCGAGAGCCGGCCGUCGAGCGGGGGUCAUCCCCCGGUUCAGCGGCCUCAGAUGCGGUUCGCUUCCCCCCAGGAUAACGGCGUCGAGAUCGAGGGCCGUCAUCAGGAGGGUGGCCGCCGUCGUCUGCGAGGCGCAGGAAACCGCGGUCCAGCUCCCAGAGAUAUCGAAAGAUGCAUGGCAAACACGCGUUCUGGGUUCGGAUGUUCCAGUUCUGAUCGACUUUUGGGCUCCUUGGUGCGGACCAUGUCGAAUGAUCGAGCCGACCAUAGCCAAACUAGCAAAGGUUUACGAAGGCAAGCUGAAAUGUUACAAGCUCAACACUGACGAAAACCCUGAAAUAGCUAAUCAAUACGGAAUCCGGAGCAUCCCGACUGUAAUGAUCUUCAAAAAUGGAGAGAAGAAGGAUACUGUGAUCGGAGCUGUGCCGGAAUCUACUCUGGCCAGUUCUAUCGAAAAGUUCAUCUAGUGUCACAAAUUUUUUUUGCAUUCAGCUCUCUGUAUUGCUGUGCAUAUUGUGUUUAUAUUGCUUGUUUCUGUAAGAAGCAUUGGCUGAAAUCUAAAUGUCUGCUUUGGAUUA
Messenger RNA from Zingiber officinale, 778 nucleotides. Its product is annotated as thioredoxin 1-like. The transcript is spliced from 2 exons. NCBI's taxonomy places the organism in Eukaryota, Viridiplantae, Streptophyta, Magnoliopsida, Zingiberales, Zingiberaceae. Gene Ontology annotation, molecular function: protein-disulfide reductase activity; oxidoreductase activity, acting on a sulfur group of donors, disulfide as acceptor. Gene Ontology annotation, cellular component: cytoplasm. Bases 149 to 667 code for a protein of 172 amino acids. The record is from RefSeq and is a predicted model, not a curated record.